Messenger RNA from Mytilus trossulus (common blue mussel), 1099 nucleotides. RefSeq names its product homeobox protein EMX1-like. Gene Ontology annotation, biological process: neuron differentiation; central nervous system development; brain development. The record is from RefSeq and is a predicted model, not a curated record. Bases 174 to 911 code for a protein of 245 amino acids. The transcript has 3 exons. Gene Ontology annotation, molecular function: RNA polymerase II cis-regulatory region sequence-specific DNA binding; DNA-binding transcription factor activity, RNA polymerase II-specific. Lineage: Eukaryota; Metazoa; Mollusca; Bivalvia; Mytilida; Mytilidae. Gene Ontology annotation, cellular component: nucleus.
GCGGAGCUUUAUCAUUCAAUUCAGUUUCUUUGUUUGAAAUUAAAAUAAUAUUGAUUACACCAAAUAAAGGAAAUCAUAAAUUUAUUUUCCGCUAAGGUUGAAACUGCAAUAAUAUUUCUAGGUGAAUGAUUAUUGGGAUGUUUAUUAAAAUUUCUGUGGUUUCAUGAUAAAAAAUGACAAUCAUGUCAAUUUCUACUCCUCGGCACAACUCUGGGUUUACCAUACAGUCAAUAUUAGGUGAUACUGACAAAGAGAAAACAAACUCUCAAGAUAAGGAACCGAGACGGAAACGUAAAAACUCAACAGAAAGUGAUGACUGCAAUUCAUGUACUCAAAACCGAAACAGUGAAGAACACUUCGACCCCUGUAGAGUACCACUUCCAUUCGGAACAUAUGAUGCUUUUUCAAAUGACAAUAUUUUGAGAAAACUGCAGUAUGCGCAGUAUGGACAUUAUUUGUCUCAAGAAUAUAUGUCUCGGACACAAGACGAUUUCAGAACUUUUUGUAUUCCUGGAUCUAAUGAGAGAAACAACCCUUUUUAUUUGCCAUUACCACUCACAAACAAUUUUCAUUCCAGCAAUCAAGGUGGGAAUUCUAAUUUACUGUUCCCACACUUGCGGAAGCCUAAACGAAUGAGAACAGCCUUCUCCCCUUCUCAGUUACUACGCCUAGAACAUGCCUUUGAGAACAACCACUAUGUCGUUGGACAAGAAAGAAAACAGUUAGCCGUAGGACUAGCUUUAACUGAAACGCAGGUCAAGGUUUGGUUUCAAAAUCGGCGUACGAAACAUAAACGUAUUAAAGCUGAGGAUGAAAUGACAAGGUCGUUAGCCAGAAGUUUGGGAGGACAAGCCAAUAGCCAUCCAUCACAAUAUAACCCAUCAGACUCAGAAAGUGACAUUGAAGUGUGAUUCAACACAAAACUGAAUCAACUAAUUUACUGGAAACAGACUGCAAUACGAUUUUGUACAGAUGAUUGAAACGUUAGAAUUUGAAAAAAAUAGAAAAUGUACAAUGUACAUCGAAACCCAAUAAAUUUACUUGGGAAAACUAUUAUUGCUAGUAUUUUCCAAUUUUAAGUUAAUAAAAUGUAUUAUUA